Molecule: messenger RNA, 930 nt
Organism: Diversispora eburnea
Lineage: Eukaryota; Fungi; Glomeromycota; Glomeromycetes; Diversisporales; Diversisporaceae
Source: the annotation of a GenBank genome assembly
AUGCAAGAAAGAACAAAUCCCACAAAUUUAAAAAAAGCUGACCGAGAAAUUUGUCUUUCUUCUUCAGGUGUUCGAAAUGAUGAAAAAAUUCUUCCGGGCCAAACAGCUGGCCUGGACACGCCAACUGUUGAUAACGCGGAAAUGGUUUACAUUUCUUCAUUAGCGUUGCUUAAGAUGUUAAAACAUGGUCGUGCUGGAGUACCCAUGGAAGUUAUGGGAUUAAUGUUAGGAGAAUUCGUAGACGAUUAUACAGUUAGAGUAAUAGAUGUAUUUGCAAUGCCUCAAAGUGGUACGGGCGUAUCUGUGGAAGCAGUUGAUCCCGUAUUCCAAACCAAGAUGUUGGAUAUGUUGAGACAAACUGGACGUCCAGAAAUGGUGGUCGGUUGGUAUCAUUCUCACCCCGGAUUUGGAUGUUGGUUGUCUAGCGUUGAUAUUAAUACUCAACAGUCUGUUAAAGGAAAAGUUGUUAUUGAUGCAUUUCGUUUGAUUAAUCCUCAAAUGUUAAUGCUUGGUCAAGAACCACGACAAACCACAUCAAAUAUUGGACAUCUUAACAAACCAAGUAUUCAGGCGUUAAUACAUGGAUUGAAUCGUCAUUAUUAUUCCAUCGCGAUCAAUUAUCGAAAAAAUGAGUUAGAACAAAAAAUGUUACUAAAUUUACAUAAGAAAAAUUGGACUCAUGGAUUAACGUUACCAAAUUUCACCGAACAUACCGAAAAUAACGAAAAAUCCGUUAAGCAUAUGCUUUCUUUAGCUGAGGCUUAUAAUAAAUCAGUACAAGAGGAAUCGACAAUGACAAGUGAUCAAUUGAAAACUCGUCAUGUAGGUAAACAAGAUCCUAAACGACAUUUAGAAGAAAGUGUGGAAGAAGUUAUGUCAAAUAAUAUUGUAAUGGCAUUGGGAACAAUGAUUGAUUCAGUCAGUUUUUAG